This is a messenger RNA of Drosophila teissieri, 1227 nucleotides long. RefSeq lists its product as uncharacterized. The transcript is spliced from 2 exons. Lineage: Eukaryota; Metazoa; Arthropoda; Insecta; Diptera; Drosophilidae. The record is from RefSeq and is a predicted model, not a curated record. Bases 703 to 1224 code for a protein of 173 amino acids.
UUCAGAUCGCUCGCAAGGAUAACGCGCAAGGAUGCGAGCAAAACGCGGGGAGUAAACAAAGCAUAAAUAAUACAAUUAAAAGUUGAGCGCGCUGCCUUCGCACAGGACAUUCGCACACUUGUAGCCCAUUUCCUUCGGGCAGUGCAACACAAAAGUGCAGGCAUUAAUUAAUUUAAUGCAUAUGUUGCCCAUCCUGGCAGUACAAAAGUGGAUCCAUUUGAAGCGAGUGAGUAAGUGAGUGAGUGAGUGAGUGAAAAGUGUUCGACGAAGCGCUUAAAGGACCGCGCUGUUUGCCGUGUGCGAUGCCCAUAACAACGGGGUUCGCGAUUGCCUUUUAAGGUGGGGCGAUUAAGUCACGCUCCUCCGUAUCAGCGGCAUCGGCCGACCAGGAGCUUGGGGGCAUUGACACUGUGGUUUCAGUGCGGAAACUAAAAACCAUUAAGUCCUGACUUGUCAUACCAAGAGGUGUUGUAUCAUUCCAGGUGCAAAUGUAUCCUUUAAAGCUCUGUGCUGUUAUACCUUUAACUCACAGCUGCAGCAUCUAAUAUUUUAUUUAAAAUCCCAUGUUUUAGGCGCUAGCCACCACCGAAAGCAAAUGUUCCCGCCCAGCUCUGAAGGACACAUCCGAGUGUCGCAGCGUGACUAGGCUAAGCAGACCCCGCAGAUUGCAAUUAUAAUCCCCAAGGGGAUCAGGUCAUCAGGAUGCACCAGGUACUCAGCUACGAGACGGCGGUGCGGGCCAACAGCUCUCGGGAGUUCCGCGAGUACGUCUCCAAGCGCACCUGUGCCUCCCUGGUGCUAACGAUUGCCUUCUUCAUGCUGAUAACAGGAUAUCUGCUCGGCAAUUUCGUGGCCGAGCGCAAGUACCACAUACGCCAGAUGACGAAGGACGGCGGCAGGUCCGUGAAACUGAGCAGCGCGGAGUAUGCCAGCCUGCAGGAGCUGCAAUCAUAUCAGAAGGCCAAGAGCCAGCUGCUGCUGGCCGCCCAGGAGCUGGACAAGCUGCAGCAGCAGGACGAGAGCGAGGGGUACCUGGCCACCUCGCUGAACACGGAGAUCUUCAACAGGUACAUAUCCUGCACGCAGGACAUACCGCCCAACACGAACAUUGGGGCCAGCCAGUUCACGGAGCAGCUGAUCGACAACACGGUGGCCAGGCAGCGCCACUGCUUGAUGAUCAUCCAGCGGGUCAUCGACAACCACCUGGCCAACAGCCAGCUCUAGGGC